CGCGGUCGCUGGGUGGAGUUCACCGCCUAUUCUGGGAACCCUUCAGUUCACCUGCACGCUCGGAAGGACGAGUUGCUCUCCACCAGGGCUGCCGCUGUUGGGAUCUUGCUUCGAUCUAUCCGCGGAAGAAGCGCACCGACCCGGGCAAGAUGACGGCGCUGGAGCCGCUCAGGUCCGCCACGACCAUCGUCUGCGCGGAGGACACGUCGCUGGCGCUGCCGUCCGACAACGAGCUCCGCUCCGGACACCUGCGUGUCCGGGAGCAGGUCUCCACCCUGAAGAGGAGCAAGUCCAAGCAGGGCUGGAGCAGAAGCCUCCACUCUCCCACAACUCCACCUCACGCAUGGAAGGGACACACCGGGUUUGAAAUGUUCAAGCUCGCUCCGUCAAAAUCGAACGGCACCUUCACUCGCUCCGUUUCCUUGAACACCGGGAAGGCGGCAAACGUGAAGAAAAGCAUGUCCACUCGCUCUGCCGGGAUGCUGGCCAGCCGAUCGGCCGCGAUGGACGUGGACGGGUUCAACCACGCGUUCAACUCCAACGGACUCCGACUCCAUCAGAGCGACUCCUCCUUCGUACCUGCUUUCACCAAGUCUUCCUGGGGCGGAACCGAGCAGGUGACCACCACACAGAGAAAAAGAGAGAGCGUCCAUGUGACCAACGGCGUCAAGACCUCGGGCUCUCAGAGUCGCCUUGUGCAGCAGCCCACUUGCCAGUCCGAAGUCAAGCUGGGGGUUUCAAAGACCGAGCAGCAAGCUGUCGCCAACAGUACCCACAGCCUGUCCGACUUGACGGUGAAGGAAGCCGUGGACUUCCUCUCCAACGACGACGAGAGCUUCCAGCAGUGCGGCGCCACCUUCAUCCAGCACGUCACCUACAAGGAGGAGCGCAGCAAACAGGAGGUGGCCCAGCUGGGAGGGAUCCCAGCCCUGGUGACCCUGCUGCGCAGCCCCAACCCCAGCGUGAGCCAGGCCGCCGCAGGAGCGCUGAGGAACCUGGUCUUCAAGGACCUGAAGAACAAGAUGAGUGUGCAGCACUGCGGCGGGAUCGCCAAGGGCCUCCAGCUUCUGAAGGAGACGGACUCCACUGAGACGCAGAAGCAGAUCACAGGCCUGCUGUGGAACCUGUCCUCGGCGGACGAGCUGAAGGGAGAGCUCAUCACCACGGCUCUGCCCGCACUGACGGAGAGUGUGGUGGUUCCCUUCACCGGCUGGUGCGAGAACAUCUCCAACAACAACGUCCACCCAGACGUCUUCUACAAUGCCACCGGCUGUCUGCGGAACCUGAGCUGCGCCCAGAAGAAGGAGCGCAAGGCCAUGAGGGACUGCCCGGGCAUGGUGGACUCGCUGGUCACCUACCUGCAGGCCUGCGUGGCCGAGGAGAACCCAGAUGACAAGUCGGUGGAGAACUGCGCCUGCAUCCUUCACAACCUCACCUACCAGCUGGAGAGCGAGGCGCCCGAGUGCUUCGCCAAGUACAACCCCCCCACACUGAGUGGGCAGAACAGCGCCAAGUCCCCGCCCAUCGGCUGCUUCAGCCCCAAGAGCGGGAAAGCUCAGAAGCAGUUCGGGUUUGACAGCGUGCCGGACCUGCCCGAGGACAGCAACCCAACUGGGGUCAAGUGGUUGUUCCACCCCAAAGCCAUGCAGGCGUACCUGUCGCUGCUGGGCUCGUCCCAGAAGGAUGCCACGCUGGAGGCCUGCUGCGGGGCACUGCAGAACCUCACCGCCAGCCCAGGACCGGCCUCCAGCGCCAUGAGUCAGGUUCUGGUCCAGAAGCUGAGCGCCGUCGCGCACAUGUCCCCUCUGUUGAAGUCCUCCAACCCCAAACUGCAGAGGACGGCCAUGUCCCUGCUGUCCAACAUGUCCCGGAGCGGCGGCGUGCAGCGGUCCAUGGCCAAGCAAAUCCUGCCUCAGCUGGCCAGCCUCAUCGCGGCCGGCCCCAGAGAGUUCGGCAACUCGGACGACACCGUGGCGUCGGCGUGCUCCACGCUCCGAAACCUGAUGCUGGUGGACCCCGAGAUCAGCCGGAAGGUCAUCAACGCCGACAUGAUGUCGUCGCUGGCCGACCUCAGCGAGAACGGGACGUUUGCCAAAGGCAGCAAGGCGGCAUCUCUGCUGCUCUACAGCUUGUGGAACGACAAGAACACGCAGGCCAUGGUGAAAAAGUUGGGCCUGAGCAAGUCCUUCUUUGUCAACGACAACACCAUCGCGGUGCACAAGUCGGUGCAGGUUGUCGACUGAGUGCCGUGGAGCAGCGCUGACGCGGAGAGGUGCGACACCGACGGGGAUCUGAGGAAGCUCCGGCAGCAGGAUGAGAGGCAGCGCCGCAUCCCGUCCGCUGACCUCUCGGUGUUGUGUAUAUAUUGAAUCUCAUGCUUCUCGGGGCGUGUGUGUGUGUGUGACACACUCUGAUGUCAGUCCCAGAAGGUGUUACCAGGUCACUGCUCAGCUCCUUAUCUGCGUCCCUUAGUUCCAUUAGAUUAGAAGGUCCCCUCUUGGUGCCCCGUGUCCUCCAUCUGUCCUGGUCUGUCAGCGACAGAAAAGAAAUGUAAAAACCUUCCUGUCUCCCCAACCACCAUAUUCAGUUUGGCCCCCCUGAAGGGCCCCUGACUAGAGCCCACCCAGUGAGGAGGCCUGUUCUUUUCUCAAGGAGCUAGGUGUCGUGCGCCCGGUGAAAGAAUGUGCUGACCUGAGAGCGACUUCGGCUCAGGUUCCCAACCAGCCGUGGUUGUUGUUUUGAGGAGCCUGACCUCCAGUCUGCACCUACUCCUCCGUCACUUCCCGCUGCUGUCGCUUUGUCGUGAUUCUGAAAUGUCUUUUUCUAAACAGUGGAGUACGACUGUUACAGUGCGCCUGGCCCAGGCUGAAGUCGUCUCACGGCUAAAUAAGUAUUUGUACAUAAGAGCAAGAGUUUGAGGAGCGUGUGGGGAGGAGGGUUCCUGGUCGCCUGGCAACACUUCGGAACUGAGGUCGUCAGCCUCGGGGAAGAUCGACAUCAGUAUUGCUUUGUGAGCGCUUGAAUGUUCAUGUCUGUCGGGAAAUAAACGUCAGA
Messenger RNA from Synchiropus splendidus (mandarinfish), 3054 nucleotides. RefSeq names its product plakophilin-1 (gene pkp1a). Gene Ontology annotation, biological process: cell-cell junction assembly; cell-cell adhesion; intermediate filament bundle assembly. Gene Ontology annotation, cellular component: nucleus; adherens junction; plasma membrane. The transcript is spliced from 14 exons. Gene Ontology annotation, molecular function: cadherin binding. The coding region runs from base 150 to 2243 and encodes 697 amino acids. NCBI's taxonomy places the organism in Eukaryota, Metazoa, Chordata, Actinopteri, Syngnathiformes, Callionymidae. The record is from RefSeq and is a predicted model, not a curated record.